CGGGGCUGAAGUUUUUGUUCUCCGAGACCUUAACAAACUUGAAGUUAGAAGUGUCAGAGCUCAGUCCAUCUUCGCGACAAGACCUUCCCACCCUCCCAGCAAGUGCCCGCUGGCCAGUGAAUUUCCGUUUCCUUUCCUUCAUCUCCUUCUUCUCUUCUUUUUCUCUCUUGUAUUCUAUUAUAAUAUCUCUCAAUCCUCCUUCAAAAUGUCCAUUUGGGAUUCGCUCAGUGGUCGCAAACAGGACAAGGGUCCCGGCGCCUUCGACCCUACGACUGCGCAAGAUGCUACCUCCUUCCUCUCCGAAGUCGCCAUUCCCGAUCCUACCCAGCUUCAUCCCCUCGCUGGCCUGAAUCAAGAUACCCUCGACUACAUUUCCCUCGAAGAUUCCGCCCUAGACCAGCUCCCCGGUGACCGGUCGGUGCUGCCCUCGCGCGGAUGGUCGGACGAUCUGUGUUACGGAACUGGAACCACCUAUCUUGCCGGGUUGACUAUUGGAGGUGCGUGGGGUCUGGCUGAGGGCCUUAGGAAGACGCCGGUAACGGCACCCCCGAAGAUCCGCCUUAACGGUGUCCUGAACUCGAUCACGAGAAGAGGUCCUUUCCUCGGUAACUCCGCAGGUGUGGUGGCUAUGGUAUACAAUGGACUCAACUCGGGUCUCGGAUACGCGCGUGGCAAGCACGACGCGGCCAACAGCAUUGUCGCUGGAGCUUUGAGUGGAAUGGUGUUCAAGAGUACCCGGGGACUGAAGCCCAUGCUGAUCUCCGGCGGCAUUGUGGCGGGUGUCGCAGGAUCUUGGGCCGUGGCAAGGAAGACAUUCCUGUAAAUGCCCGGCCAGUCUAGUCCGUUGUAUUUUAGCACUCGAACCGAACCGACGGCCUUCAACCGAUGUUGCGUUCGAGAUCCCAUAUGAUGUGUAUGGCUUGUUUCACCAAAGCGGGAGAGGUUGAUUUGUUGCUUCAAUUUCGAUAUGUCCACGUUGUAUUAGAACGGUUGUUUUUUUAUUUCUCCUUCUGUCUUACAGAUCUCUUCCCUCUGGCGCACAAAGCAUCUUUCUCGCAUUAUCCAUGGUUUGGACCGGCAUGGAAAUGGAUUUCUGUUAACUUUCUGUACAUAUAACGGUCUCCUGGGUUUGUGGUUCUUGCGGGCGAAACUGUUGCAGGUUUCAUUUCGUCAUAUCAAGCAACCUUAAUGUUAGUUCACAAUGAAAUGAACUGGACUAAUAG
Messenger RNA from Aspergillus homomorphus CBS 101889, 1223 nucleotides. Its product is annotated as protein transporter TIM23. Lineage: Eukaryota; Fungi; Ascomycota; Eurotiomycetes; Eurotiales; Aspergillaceae. The transcript is spliced from 2 exons. Bases 206 to 823 code for a protein of 205 amino acids. Gene Ontology annotation, molecular function: transmembrane protein transporter activity. Gene Ontology annotation, cellular component: TIM23 mitochondrial import inner membrane translocase complex; mitochondrial inner membrane. The record is from RefSeq and is a predicted model, not a curated record. Gene Ontology annotation, biological process: protein import into mitochondrial matrix.